CUCUGGGCCUGCGGGAGGGGGAGCGUGGAUGGAGCGCGCGCCUGGCAGUGACGUCAGUGUGCGCCCUGCGGCUCCCCCCCCCUCCGCCUCGGGGCCCCGGAACGCUGCGGAGGGGCUGCGUUCUAUUGGCGGAACGUCGGCGAUUGAUGCGUCCCGAGUCUCCCGCGCCAGGGCGCUGCGGCCGCGGCCCUCUCCCCCCCGCCGGGGCAGGCUGCGUUCCCCGGCCUCUGCCGUAGGUGCCUGUAAGGCCCAGCUCUUCCUGGAUCCCGGGUUUUCGUAGCAGCAGUUCGGUGUGUUGUAACGGGUGUUUUCCAGCCGCAGUGUAUGUGCCUGUGUGGGUCUGGCCAGCCCUUGUUUUCCUGGUGGUGAGAAGAGAGGAGCAUGGCAGCCUCUGGGUCAGAAAAAAGCAACAAGAAGAAAACAGAGAAGAAACUCGCCGCCCGAGAAGAAGCUAAGCUGUUGGCAAGCUUUAUGGGAGUCAUGAAUACCAUGCGCAAACAGAAAACUCUCUGUGAUGUCGUUCUCAUGGUUCAGGAAAGAAAGAUUCCAGCCCACCGAGUUGUGCUUGCUUCAGCCAGUCACUUUUUUAACUUGAUGUUUACUACAAAUAUGCUUGAAUCAAAGUCCUUUGAAGUGGAGCUAAAGGAUGCAGAGCCUGACAUUAUUGAACAGCUUGUGGAAUUUGCUUAUACUGCAAGGAUUUCUGUUAACAGCAAUAAUGUCCAGUCUUUACUAGAUGCUGCAAAUCAGUAUCAAAUUGAACCUGUGAAAAAAAUGUGUGUGGAUUUUUUGAAAGAGCAAGUUGAUGCUUCAAAUUGUCUUGGUAUAAGUGUGUUAGCAGAAUGCCUAGACUGUCCAGAACUGAAAGCCACAGCAGAUGACUUCAUCCAUCAGCACUUCACUGAAGUGUACAAAACAGAUGAGUUCCUACAGCUUGAUGUUAAGCGUGUUACACAUCUUCUGAACCAGGACACCCUGACUGUGCGGGCAGAAGAUCAGGUUUAUGAUGCAGCAGUCAGGUGGCUGAAAUACGAUGAACCUAAUCGCCAGCCAUACAUGGUUGACAUUCUUGCUAAAGUCAGAUUUCCUCUCAUAUCGAAAAAUUUCUUAAGUAAAACUGUUCAGGCGGAACCACUUAUUCAGGAUAACCCUGAGUGCCUUAAAAUGGUGAUCAGUGGAAUGCGAUAUCACCUUCUGUCUCCAGAGGACAGAGAAGAGCUAGUAGAGGGUACAAGACCACGAAGGAAAAAACAUGAUUAUCGCAUUGCUUUGUUUGGAGGCUCACAGCCACAGUCCUGCAGAUACUUUAAUCCAAAGGAUUAUAGCUGGACAGACAUCCGAUGUCCCUUUGAAAAGCGCAGAGAUGCAGCUUGUGUCUUCUGGGACAACGUAGUUUAUAUUCUGGGUGGUUCCCAGCUCUUCCCUAUAAAGCGAAUGGACUGCUACAAUGUGGUGAAGGAUAGCUGGUAUUCCAAACUAGGACCUCCAACACCUCGAGAUAGCCUUGCAGCCUGUGCUGCUGAGGGCAAAAUUUAUACAUCUGGUGGUUCAGAAGUGGGAAAUUCUGCUCUGUAUUUAUUUGAAUGUUAUGAUACAAGAACAGAAAGCUGGCACACAAAGCCUAGCAUGCUGACUCAACGUUGCAGUCAUGGCAUGGUGGAAGCAAAUGGUCUCAUUUAUGUAUGUGGAGGAAGCUUGGGAAACAAUGUUUCUGGAAGGGUCCUUAAUUCCUGUGAAGUUUAUGAUCCAGCCACUGAAACAUGGACUGAAUUAUGCCCAAUGAUUGAAGCUAGGAAGAAUCAUGGGUUGGUGUUUGUGAAAGACAAAAUAUUUGCUGUGGGUGGACAAAAUGGUUUAGGUGGCCUGGACAAUGUGGAAUAUUAUGAUAUUAAGAUGAAUGAAUGGAAGAUGGUGUCACCAAUGCCAUGGAAGGGUGUAACAGUGAAAUGUGCUGCUGUGGGUUCUAUAGUGUACGUCUUGGCUGGCUUCCAGGGUGUGGGUCGAUUAGGGCACAUCCUUGAGUAUAACACCGAAACAGACAAAUGGGUAGCCAACUCCAAAGUCCGUGCUUUCCCAGUGACAAGUUGUUUAAUCUGUGUUGUUGACACUUGUGGAGCAAAUGAAGAGACUUUAGAGACCUGAAGACCUUCAUGAGAUUUUGGGAUAUUCUUCAUUUGGAAAAGAUGGCCAUCGGUGCUUUGCUUCUGCAUUUUAUUACAUCUUGUUAAACUGAAUAAUCUGAAAAAAAUGAUACAGUCCUUGAAUUUGUAUAUACCGUAUGUAUCAAAUGUGGAUUUACUCAUGCCAGUUUUACAGUUUGUUUGAAAACAUGGGAUGUAUUUCAAGAAUCCACUAAACUAGCUGAGAGCAAAUAUGCUCUCUUGAAGAGACAUGUGUGGCCUUGUCAGAAAUAAAUCCAAUUUACUUUUAAAAAAAUUAGAGUAUUGGAGGAAGAACGAAACUUUAGCUAAACUGUACAUCUCAACUUGGAUACAGAGGUCCUUCAGGUCACAAAGGUGAGUGAAUAUAGCUUGGAUUCUGAGUGUAUAUGAGUCUGUUCAUACAGUUUCAUUUCUAAUGCAUAUUGCACAACAGCCAUGCUAGAGUAUGAUAAAGUCUGUUCAGAAAAAAAAGAAAAAUAAAGAAAGAGAGACAUGAAAGAGGAUAAAGUAUUAUGGAUUAGGAUUGACAUACCCAGUGGAAGUAGCAUUCAGAGCGGAGCACCUGUGUAUAAUGGCUGGCUCUUUCCAAUGAGAUUUUAUUUAUAUAUAGAGAUCGCUCGCUCGCUCGCUCACUCGCUCACUCUGUGUGUGUGUGUGUGUGUGUGUGUGUGUGUGUGUGUGUGGAGAGAGAGAUCUUUUACUUUCAAUGUGUAUUAACUUAAAAAUCAGAUGGGCCAACAUGUGGGUUAUAGAAACACUUGCUAAUGACCAAAUGCUUGGUUUAGCAUUUGGGGGGUUUAUAUAGAAAGAUUCCUGACACAUCACAGAACUGAGAAUCUUUAUUUUUAUUGCUUAAUUAUAUUCACUACAUUAGUAAUAUUGCACUGUACUAGCAGGUUGGAAAUUAGGGAUUGGUUCCCAAUCUGUCUUCCCAGGCAAGUGAAUUAUACACAUUAUGGAGACCAGACUGUUAGUAAGAACUCAAGUAGGGGAAGGUAAAUUUGCUGUAUUGACUUUCUUCCAGUUAGGAUUUCAUUUAAAAAAUGGUAUAAACAUGAAUUCUUCUAAUUUUGUUGAAGAGGUGUAGAUGGUAUAAUUCAGGCUUGUUGGUUAACUUUUUUUUUUUUUUUAUUGAUCUCAGUCAACACUGAGGGACCUCAGUCACCAAAAAUACUUUUUCCUACUUGCUGUAAACAGCAGUGUUUUUUCUUUAAGUUUGUGAAAGGUCUCUGUACCCUUCAUUUUAUCACCUCCUCUAUAAAAUGAUAAUUAUUUAGGCCUCUUCUAUUUGGGCUGCCAAGAAAACAUUUUUAAAAUAUAUAUAUUUUGGUGUAUGUUUGCUUGUACCUUUUCUGUGGAUUCUGGAUUUUUCUUUCUGGUAGGGAAUGUCCAGAGGCUGCUCUUAAAUUCUAAAUGAAAUUAGUAAAAUUUGAGUUUCCAAAUCUUGCUGUCAUUUUCUAGACUUUCUACUAUGUUUGUUUUUUGUUUUUUUUUUUAUCAUAACAGCUUCAUUCAUGGAAAAUUUGUGAGGCUGUUGGAAUUUUCUUUCCCCCAGAUGCUUAUACAAUAGAAAUUGGAAGCAGUGCAAUACUUUAGUAACUGCUCUGCCCUUUUAACUACUAAGUGAACCAUGAAAAAUUCCUUGUCAUCAGUAUGUUGAACCUGUGUGUGCACUAAAGUAUUGCACAGAUUUGGAUUAUAGUCUACAUUUCUAGGUUGUAUAGACGGUUGAUAUAUUUUUUUUAAUACAGUUGGUGCUUUGUUUUUAAAUAGCGAGGCACAUUUUUCUAACUUUAUUUUCAAGGAAUUGAAGACGUUUUUCUGAAAACUACUGAGAAAUUUAAAAAGACAAAGAGUGAAAGGAGUUGAGAGAAUUUGACUGUCACGGAGCAUGCAUAGACUUAAUUCAUCCUCAUGGGAUGUAUAGUUGGACCUGCUGCCCGUGACUCAGUUUUUCCAGAAGAUUCAUCCAUGCUUAUUUGUGGGGCGGUUGUGGGAGGGAACCUCAAUAUUUUAUAUACCUUGAAAACAGUGAUGCUCUUGUUCAAAUGCAUCUAUUAGAUGUUGCUAUUGCUAAUUUUCCUUACUUGGGAUUUUCACACCCUGUAUUCUGGGUUGUAGUAUAGAAUGUGCUGCAUCUGGUUCAUUGUCUUAAUUAUUGGUAUCCAGUAUUUGGGCAUUAUUCACAAUGCAAAACAAUUCUUAGCUCAUCCAGCGUCUCCAAAACUUGUGUGAAGAUAAAUCCUGCUACUGACGACCUUGUUCCGUCUCACCAAUGCUCUUUGGUAGUUUGACAGAAGUGGUGCAAAUACCUCAGUGAGGCUUGUGGCUCAGUAAACUUUAAUAAAAAAUUUUUCCUGCAGAUGUA
Molecule: messenger RNA, 4530 nt
Organism: Alligator mississippiensis (American alligator)
Lineage: Eukaryota; Metazoa; Chordata; Crocodylia; Alligatoridae
Gene: KLHL7
Product: kelch like family member 7
Exons: 12
Coding region: 382-2142 (586 amino acids)
Biological process (GO): protein ubiquitination
Cellular component (GO): Cul3-RING ubiquitin ligase complex
Molecular function (GO): protein binding
Source: RefSeq, a predicted model, not a curated record